Drosophila subobscura is the source of this 1582-nucleotide messenger RNA. RefSeq lists its product as uncharacterized. Bases 339 to 1553 code for a protein of 404 amino acids. NCBI's taxonomy places the organism in Eukaryota, Metazoa, Arthropoda, Insecta, Diptera, Drosophilidae. The record is from RefSeq and is a predicted model, not a curated record. The transcript has 3 exons.
CACAAUUUUCGACAAGCAAUUUUACAUUUUCAGUACACACACUUUUCCAUCUACAACAUCCAAAACAAUAACCAAAACCUACAUAUGGUUGGCCCAAAAAUGCCGCUAAGGCAUUAAACAAUGAAGGUAGGAAUGGAAAUUCACCGAUAGAUCCAACGCAGGAAAAUCAGUUGAUUUCAUAAUUUAACAGCUAUAAAAUACCAUUAAAAAUUAAGCAACAAUUGAGACAUUUUGGCCUGGCAAGUUUUCUGGCAGUAUAUUUCUUCAUCCCCUUUCGAGGACUUAGAUGACUGUGGAAUGCCCUUGAAGUCUCGCUUUGUGUCCAAAAACCCAUCACCAUGGCCAUGCGAUUAAACGUCGCUCAAAAGGCAAUGGUCCCAUGUCCCUUACCCACACAGCAGCGGCAGCAACAACAGCAGCCAGCAUUGCCCAUAUCCCUUCCCGUCACGUAUCCCUUUAUGGACGCACAGCAGUUGCAGCGGUACUACCUCGCCCGGAUGCAACAGCCGCAGCCCCAAUUGGGGCCCAAUAUGUUCGUACAGCCGUGGUACAUCUGCCAGCAGCCGCAGUGCCAGAGCUACGGCUACUGCUUUGGGAUGCAGAUGCCACCAAAUGGCCUUGUGCCUCAGACCUAUAGUGCCCCACCAACAACAGCCUCCUUACAGUCCGCAGGAACGUUGGCCAACAGCACAGGGAAUCGCAGGGCCACUGGACAGAUACGGUCCAUUCCCAAAGUUCAAAUCCAAACACCAGAAAGCCACAGCCGCACCCCUGCCGGAGGCAGGACCUACAACCAGUGCAAUAUGCCGCUUCCAGAGACCGCCUGCGGCUGGUGUGGCAGCCUCAACAGCUUCGAGACGGACGCCAGAGCAAAGUUUGGGGCAAGCAGCAUAAACCCCGCUUCCAAUCCCCAAAUCCAUGAAGAGUGGAGAAGAGAACAGCAGCAGCAUCAGCAGCAGCCAAAACAGUUGAUAAAGGAUCCCCAAAGGGAUUCACUAAAGGAUUUCCCUGACCAUCCUCAUAGAGAAGAGCUAUCGAGCAAUUCCAAAAGAGAACAAACGGUUGAUACAGAGAAUCAUUCCGGAAUCGAUUCUAAGAAGGAGCAAAGGAAAGAUCCCUCCUCCAAGAAUCACCACAAAAAGGACCUCAAACCGAAGAAGCUCAGGGCGGGCAGCGACAGCGCUUUGGGCAGUGUUGCCAACAGUUUCAUCAAGCGCCUGGGCGAAAUUAUGCGACACACCACGAAGCGAAAACAACCCAAGGCCAAGCCACAGGCGAAGUCAACACCAAACAUCUCCCCAGGCUCCUCGAUCGUCGGUUCAGAGUCCUCGCGGCAGCCACCUCACAAGCCGAGUUUCAUUAAGCGUCUCUUUGGCGAGGUGCGCGACAACGAGGUGUCCUUCCAUGCGCAAUCCAAUCACCAAUCAAGGUGUAACAUACACUAUCCCACGAACCGGUCUUCGGAUAGUGUGGAGCAGACAGAGGCCUUCCAGUCGCUGAGAAGAAAGCAACAGAUUGCAGCCAAGGGUCCCUAUAAAAAGUCAACACAGUAGCAGCGACAGAUUCAAUAGAUUUCAAACCU